This is a messenger RNA of Saprolegnia parasitica CBS 223.65, 1068 nucleotides long. RefSeq lists its product as hypothetical. The transcript is spliced from 2 exons. The coding region runs from base 22 to 921 and encodes 299 amino acids. Lineage: Eukaryota; Oomycota; Saprolegniomycetes; Saprolegniales; Saprolegniaceae. The record is from RefSeq and is a predicted model, not a curated record.
ACCAAUUCCGAAAAGGCCAGCAUGGGGAUCGAGAGCGUGGCCUGGUCGCUGCCGCUGCGCGUCGCGAUGGCCGUCGCCUUGGCCGCGAUGCUGAUCGUCAAUGGCAUCCACAGCGUCAGCGGUGACAUGCGCAUCGUGGCACUGGCCAAUCCAAACCUCCUCACGCCGUCGGCCAUGUUUUUCAUGCUGCUCGGACCCAUCUACGCGAGCCUUGUCGGCUUUGUCGGGCGCGAGUGCUACGCGCCCAACACGACGAUCCCGGCCAUGCACCGCGUGUACGUCUGCUUCAUUCUCAGCUGCGUCUGCAACAUCAUGUACCUCUCGUGCUUUGUGGGCGGGUACACGCACGUGGCGUUCGCCGCGAUCUUUCUCAUGUGGCUCGCGCUCUUUGCCGCCUACUUGGUCGUCGAAGACAGCGUCGCGCCGAUCGUGGUCACGUCGAUGCUGCGCAGUAGCAACGCCAACCACGCCUUUGCAACCACGUCGGUCGCCGACGUCCUCUGGAUCCGAACGCCGUUGACGCUCUACUGGGCGUGGACGUGCGCGGCCGCGACAGUCGCGCUCAACGUCUCGCUCGAAGCGCUCGGCGUGCACGCGAUGAGCAUCUACGUCUUCUGGUGCGGCAUGUGGGUGCUGGCCAACACGCUCAUUCUCCUUGGCACGGGCGACGUGCCGUUUGCGUUCGUGGCGUUCUACACGCUCGUGGCGAUCGCGCGCAAGUCGGCCGCGCUCAGUGACCGCCUCGUGCCGCAAAACCCAAACUACCCCGAGCACUACGCGGUGCAGGUCAUGGCGACCGUCGGCGCCUUCGUCUUUGGCAGCCUCUUUGCGUUUCUCGUGCUCCACAAAUAUUGGCGCGGCGACGCGCUCCCGCGGCUCUUGGCGGCGCCCUCGCGAGGCGCGUACGGCUCGCUCCCAUAAGCAAACGCUCUGUCCGAAGAGCGCCAUGCAGCGAUGGAUGCUCGACGAGCGUCUCGCAGCUCGUCGGAAUUUCCUGCCGUCAAGGAAUAGAGUCGUUUGCAUCAAUAAAUAAAAGACGCAUCCGCAACGACGACGGGAUGCACAGGG